Molecule: messenger RNA, 1050 nt
Organism: Naumovozyma castellii
Lineage: Eukaryota; Fungi; Ascomycota; Saccharomycetes; Saccharomycetales; Saccharomycetaceae
Gene: IPL1
Product: aurora kinase
Exons: 1
Coding region: 1-1050 (349 amino acids)
Source: RefSeq, a predicted model, not a curated record
AUGGACAGCAGCAGUAAAUGGGAGAUCCAGCGUGGCAGAAGAGAGUCCCUGCAACAACGCAACGCACUGCUCACAAUGAGACUCACAAACAGUCCUCAGAAGACUAACGUCAAGAAGAGGGCCCCAUGGAGGGGAUCCAUGAACAGUGGCUCCAAUGGCAAAACCAUCAGCAGAACUCCAACAACAACAACAACAAGAAUUCCCUCACCCGCUAAAAAAUACGGCAGGAUGUUGAACGUUUCGCCCCCCAAACCGUUAUCGCUGGACGAUUUCGAAAUUGGGAAGAAAUUGGGGAAGGGCAAAUUCGGGAAAGUUUAUUGUGUGAGGCAUAAGGAGACCGGUUUCAUUUGUGCCUUGAAAGUGAUGGAUAAGGCGGAGAUUGUUCAAUAUAAUUUACAGAAGCAAUUUAGAAGAGAAGUGGAGAUACAAACAAGUUUGAAUCAUCCCAAUUUGACCAAGUUAUACGGACAUUUCCAUGAUGAGAAAAGAGUGUAUCUGUUGAUGGAAUAUUUGGUAUAUGGCGAACUUUAUAAAUUGUUAAGGUCACAUGGGCCCUUUAAUGAUGUAAUCGCAUCGAGGUUCGUGUUCCAGAUCGCUGAUGCAUUAAACUAUUUACACGAUAAACAGAUCAUUCACAGAGAUUUGAAACCGGAAAAUAUACUCAUUGGGUUUAAUAACGUUAUUAAAUUGACAGAUUUUGGUUGGAGUAUUAUAAAUCCAAGGGGUGUCAAGAGGAAAACAUUGUGUGGAACCAUAGAUUAUUUAUCUCCAGAGAUGAUAAGAUCAAGAGAAUAUGACGAUAAAGUAGAUGUAUGGGCCCUAGGGGUACUCACUUAUGAAUUAAUCGUUGGAUCUCCACCUUUCGAAGAAGAUACAAAGGAAUUAACAUACAAGAGAAUCUUGAAGAAUGAUAUAAAGUUCCCUGAAACAGUAUCACAUGAUGUCAAAGAUUUAAUUAGUAAAUUAUUAAAAUAUAAUCCAUCAGAGAGAAUUUCCAUGAGAGACGUAAUGAAACAUCCUUGGAUUAUCCGCAACAAACCAUUCUGGUAA